AUGUCACUUACGGGGUUGGUUGUGAUAGUUCUGUCGACGGCGUGGCGCCUGCGCAGGUGCGGGCGGGCCAAGGCGCCCGCGGCGCACAGCAACACUGCCCCGCCAAUGCAUGCGCCCGCCCACCACCACCCUGAAAUGACCAUCAAGCAAGCAUAUAACUCUCGGAGUCAUUCCUUUAACUCGUGGUUAGAAGCGCGGGGGCGGCGUCUACGUCUGGUGUCGGUCUGCCGGGCCCUGCCUCCGAUCACCGAAAUAACUUCUCCAGCUGGCGUUACCUGGCCACGUGGUGAUCCCGCUCAUGGCAUCCAAACUCACCGGCUCCGAGAACCGAAAAGAGCUGACUCGGUUUGA
Molecule: messenger RNA, 351 nt
Organism: Leptosia nina
Lineage: Eukaryota; Metazoa; Arthropoda; Insecta; Lepidoptera; Pieridae
Source: the annotation of a GenBank genome assembly